CGUUAGAGCGCUCGGCGGGCGGCGCGUUCCCGAGUGGAGCCAUGGCGACCUACGCGCGGCUGGGCGCCGCGGCCAAGGUGCCCCUCCUGGGGCUGGGCACGUGGAAGUCCCCCCCAGGUAAGGUGGCAGCUGCAGUGAUGGCUGCCAUCGAUGCUGGGUACCGCCACUUUGACUGUGCCUAUGUGUACCAGAAUGAGAAGGAAGUUGGGGAGGGGAUCCAGCAGAAAAUCAAGGAAGGCGUUGUGAAACGAGAGGACCUCUUCGUUGUCAGUAAGCUAUGGUGCACAUUUCAUGACAAACCUCUGGUGAAGGGAGCCUGCCAGAAGACUCUUGCUGACCUGAAACUGGAUUACCUGGAUCUCUACCUUGUGCACUGGCCUUUUGGUUUGAAGGCAGGAGAGGAGCUGUUUCCCACAGAUGGCAAAGGCAUGUCUAUACCCAGCAACACAGAUAUUCUGCAUACGUGGGAGGCCAUGGAAGAGCUAGUGGAUGCUGGUCUGGUAAAAGCCAUUGGAAUCUCCAACUUUAACCGUGAGCAGACCGAAAGAAUCUUGAACAAGCCGGGACUGAAGCACAAGCCUGCAAAUAACCAGAUUGAGUGUCAUCCAUACCUCACCCAGGAGAAGCUUAUCAACUAUUGCCAAUCCAAAGGGAUCACUGUGACAGCAUACUGUCCCCUUGGACGCCCUGACAGGGCUAAGCCAGAGGAGCCUUGUCUUCUGGAUGACCCCAAGAUCAAAGAGAUUGCAGCCAAGCACAACAAAACCCCAGCGCAGGUUCUCCUUCGCUUCCAGAUCCAGAGAAAUGUGAUUGCGAUUCCCAAGUCUGUCACACCACAGCGCAUUGUGGAGAACUCCAAGGUGUUUGACUUUGAAUUGACUAAAGAGGAGAUGGCAGCCCUUCUCAGCUUAAACAGAAACUGGAGGAUCUGUGAAAUGAUCACGUGCAAAAAUCACAAGGAGUACCCUUUCAAUGCAGAAUACUGAAGACAGUUUUAUCCUGCCUUCCUGCAGGCCUCUGGGGUCUAUUGAGCAUCUACCAUUGCCUAGAGUUGUCCGCUAUAUAGCUUGCACACUGUACGUCUCCUGCCAGCAAAGGCAUAGUAUAUGUAUUCAGUGACUUUGUUUGGGUUUUUCUUCUUUGGUAGAAGGAAAUAGUAAAAUUGUUCUGAAGAACAAAAUGUGGGAUAUAAUAAUUGUCUACUCACUAGAUGAAUGUCUCUGCAUGGCUGAAAUAGCAAAGCAGAAAACACAAAGAAUGAACUAGCAACUGAUUCUUUUUUUAUCUUCUGUCUUGCAUCAACACCACUUAAGGCUGCAGGGUAAGGAUAUGUGAGCACAGAAGAAAAAUCCUGAAAGAAUGAACUACAUAAUCACUGCCUGAAGAUAAAAGACAACAAUUAACUUCUAGAGCACAGCCCAAAGCUUUCUGGGAAAGAAGAAUAAAUGGGAGAAAUGUCCAGACCUGCACAUGUAUACCAACUCAUACUGGGCCUUAUUUCAGUUGAACUCUUUUACAGGCUAAAACUGGAUAGAAAUUAGUGUUCAAUUUUAUUCUUAUCCAAAUAAAAAAUGUUUAGAUUA
Messenger RNA from Haliaeetus leucocephalus (bald eagle), 1583 nucleotides. RefSeq names its product aldose reductase-like. The record is from RefSeq and is a predicted model, not a curated record. Gene Ontology annotation, cellular component: cytosol. Gene Ontology annotation, molecular function: aldose reductase (NADPH) activity. The coding region runs from base 42 to 986 and encodes 314 amino acids. The transcript has 10 exons. Lineage: Eukaryota; Metazoa; Chordata; Aves; Accipitriformes; Accipitridae.